AUGAAGGGUCAACAAGGAGAAGGAAGGGUCUGCAAGGAACACGAAGGGUCAACAAGGAGAAGGAAGGGUCUGCAAGGAGCAGGAAGGGUCAGCAAGGAGCUGGAAUGUAAAACAGCAGAAAGGUAAAGUAGAAGGAGUAGAAAGGGUCAGCAAGGAGCUGAAAAUAGCAGCAAGGAGCAGGAAGGGAUAGAAGGAGCACAAUGGUGAAGCAGGCGAAGGAACAGAAAUGAGCAGGAAGGGUCUGCAAGGAGAAGGAAGGGUCUGCAAGGGGCAGCAAUGAGUAGGAAGGGUCUGCAAGGAGAAGGAAGGGUCUGCAAAGAGCAGAAAGGGGCAGAAGGAACACAAAGGUAAAGGAAUCAGAAGGAGCACAGAGGUAAAGUAGAAAAAGGAGCAGAAAAGGGUAACAAGGAGCAGAAAGGGACAGCAAGGAGCACAAAUGUAAAGUAGGAGAAGGAGCAGAAAGGGUCUGCAAGGAGCAGAAAGAUCAGAGAGAGACAGGUGCAGGAGGAGGAGCACAAUAAGCAGAAAGUAGCAGAAAGGUAAAGGAGCAGAAGGAGGAGAGAAGACAGUGUCAGAAGAAAAAGAAGACUGUGUCAAAUGAAGGAGAAGAAAAGGAGAUUGGAGCAGGAAGGACAAGUGAAGUGAACCCUCCACUUUAUUCUGGACACCACAUCAUAAGGCUUUGGUACCUGGGCCUGGCAGGGAAACGUUGGACCUUCUCAUUUACUGAGUGUCAGGAAGCACAGAGGGCCACUGGGGAGGGAUGUCGCUGACUGGCUAGAGCGGUCAGCUGGCACUCUAAGCCAAUCAGUAGCUCCCCAUUCAUAAAAAAGUAAAACAUUUUUAUGAACCAGGAAUUAGCGAUUGGCUUAGAGUGUCAACCGACCACUCUAGCCAAUCUGUAGCACCCAUGCCUGAUGUCAAUCUGCACUUUCUGACACUCUGUUUCAGAAGCCGAAUACCACUGAGCGACCUGGAAAUCUGGAGCUGGAGGAAGCCUUUGGGGUUAAACCAUUUGAGAGAGGUUUAACUCCUUAAAGGAAAGAGAGCACCAAGGGGCUUCAUGGCAUCAUAGCAUUUUCAUUUAGAUGAAGUUGUUAUGGUGACCAGAAUGUUCCUUUAAUUUGCUUAAAGGAACACUGUAGUGUCAAGAAUACAAACAUGUAUUCCUGACACCAUAGUUGUGAAAAUGCUAUUCACCCUGGCUUUAUGUGAUAAUGACUAUGCUCCUCCCCUUCAUGACACUGUCAAAAAGGGACCAAGCAUUGAUGUCAUUACAAUUAUGCCCCCCACUGGAAAAAUUCCUGUGGACGCCCAUGUAUAGGAAAAAGUUAUAACCAACGUUAUCUACUUAUUGGAGUGCCCCUGUGGCCUCCAAUAUAUGGGUAUGACCACCAGAUGCCUAAAGAUAAGACUAGCAGAACAUUGUAGGAAUAUAAGAAAUGGGUACCCAAAUCAUUCUGUAUCCAAGCACUUUAUUAACCAUAAUCAAGACCCAAAAUUUCUCCAAUGCUUAGGAAUCCAAAAAUGCCAAAUACCUUGGAGAGGUGGAAAUAUAAAAAAUAUUCUUGGUAGAUCAGAGAUGGAAUGGGUAUUUAACUUACAGACCCUAACGCCCCAAGGUCUAAAUGUAGAUUUUGACUUAUUUAAUUUUUCAUAAUUUUAAAAAAAUUUCUGUUUUGUUCUUUUAUUCAUAAUACUUUUAUUCAUAAUACUUUUCUCUGGAUUUUACUCACUUGUCUUUUAUUAAGUAGUUUUAUUAUACAGACCUAUUAAUUUAAGUUAUUUGAUUUUUACUUAUUUAUUUAUUUACUUUUGUAAAUUAUCGAUUUUGGGCUGUAUUUAUUUUAUGUUCUUUCUGGAUAUUAAGGCAGAUCUCUUACUGCUUUUUCUUAUAAUUUACCGGUACUGUUUAUUCUAUAGUCUUUUAAUCAUUGCUUUCUAACUAAAUUUCUAUUGUAUUUUAUGUAUUAUUUUAUGGUAUGUGUCCAUAACUACAAAUCCCAUAAUUCCCUCGGCUUCGGUCACGUGACCCGCGGGUAUUGGUGCUAUGUGACGUCGCGGGUCACGUGACAUAGCCCGAUCCCGCCUUGCCGUCCGUGCGUGCCGCCUCUCUCUGCACUGGCCGCACGGACUGCCUACAAAUCAGCUUACUACGUGCGGUCACGUGGCCCAGGCACUACAGAUUCCAAAGUGCAUUGCGGGUCACGUGACGCACGCAAAUUAUUUAUUUUAAGUUUACAUAAAUUUUAUAUCAAAUAACCCUCGUUUUUAUAUUAUAUAUAUACAAACACCAUUGUAUGUUUUAAUAUAUUACUGCUGUAUAUUAUUUUUUAUCAUUUGAUUGUGCAUUUUUUAUUUACACUUUGCACAGCCCUAAUUGGUGAUCAUUUUUGGCGCCAAUUUUGAAUGUAUGUAUAAGUUAUAUAUACUCCCUAUGUGCCAGGUACUAAUACUAUUCUAAUUUGAUAAAGCCUCUACGGCGAAACGCGUUAUUGGUUUUAAAAUUCUAUAUUAAUAAAUUACUUUAUAUAGUUUAUCCUUUUUACUAUUUUAUCUUCAUUUAUCGUUCCUGGCAUAUCCUAAGGUGGGGAUUAUACCACCCAUGCGAAUAAUAGAGUGCAGAAAGGACUGCACUCUACCUGUGAGUAUAUUUUAUUUAUUUUUAAUUCCUUUGCUAACUACCUCACCAGAGAGCACUAUUGGCUGUUUUUUUCUUUUCCUGAGAGUUGGACACCAGCACUCUCCAGGAGGACAAGCACCCCCAUAAGCGGAGGGUUAUCCGCUGUAUGCCCAUCAUACUAGAGCUGGUCCUAGCUCAUGGAAAUGUGAGUGCGCAAUUUAUAUUUUAACUUCACUAUCAUGUAUUUCUACAAUCUGCAUGACUGGUUCUUUCCCAUUGUGUCUUUCAUAUCGUGAGACGGACGACUAUUAACAAAGAAGACACCAUACCAGUUCGGACAACAUUUAAUACUGGGACUCUUUUAUAUUAUACUCAACAAUUUUAUACUGGGACUCUUUUAUAUUACAUUUAACAAUUUUAUCUGUACAAUAUUUUGGCGCAGCCUUUUCUCUGUUUUUCUGUAGACGCCCAUGUAUAGUCUGGAUUGAAAUACAACAUCAACUCAGUGAAAUAGAAUCAAUAUGCACACAGUUUAUGUCAAAACAAAGAUGAUGGACAAACAGAACAAACAGAUGAAGAUGAUUCUUUUAAAUUUCUUGUAGACCUAAUUUUCUCAAAGCCUAAUUGGAAACCAUGCAUUGCAAAAUAGUGCAAAUUAAGAUGCAAAAAUAUUUGGGUCAUAUCGUUCUAAUUGUCUUUCCAUUAAAAUAUAAACAAAAACACAUAAAUAUAUUUAACUUGGUCUGUGAUCACAGAAAGCUAUUACACUAGACUAGACUAAUGAUGACCAGGGUGCUAUUGGCCAUCUGGAAUUGUUUAUCAUCUUGGUAUUCUUCUAAUGAUUUGCUCAGAUGCUCAGAAAUUGGAUAUACAACACACAUUCUGUGUUUGUAACAAAUCUGUGCUUGUGUUAGCUUGCCGGCCACAAACAAGUUCUAUGUGAGAACAUACUCUACCUUGGCAAAGAAAUUAUCUGUGAAAUGCACCAAAAUAAUAUCAAAACUGUCUUAUUAAAAAUCUUUUGAUCUAUGGAUUGCAUGGAAAACAGGCAAAAAUAGAUUUUGCAAGAUGAAAAAAUAUCAAUCCCUAUUUUAUUUUCAUGUGUUUUUCUUACUGUUAUGGCAUUGACUGUAAAUGUUAGAAUGUGAUGUAUUGGAUUUCUUUAUUAUGACACUUUAUUAUGCCACUGUUUUGGGGGCAUUUGUUUCAUGGACAUGAAAAAAAUUCAUGCACAAUCUUUGGUGAACAUGUAUUGUGGCUAUGCAACGUGUGUGUGUGUGUGCUGCCUCUCAGUGUGUAUGGUGCAAACAACACUCUUUUUGUGUACAGAUUUGUUGUAAAAAGUUCUUAAUUUAAAGGACCACUCUAGGCACCCAGACCACUUCAGCUUAAUGAAGUCGUCUGGGUGCCAGGUCCAGCUAGGAUUAACCCAUGUUUUUAUAAACAUAGCAGUUUCAGAGAAACUGCUAUGUUUACAAAUGGGUUAAUCCUUCCUCCAAUUCCUCUAGCGGCUGUCUCAUUGACAGCCGCUAGAGGCGUUUGCGUGAUUCUCACUGUGAAAAUCACAGUGAGGGCACGCAAGCGUCCAUAGGAAAGCAUUGCAAAUGCUUUCCUAUGCGACCGGCUGAAUUCGCGAGCAGCACUUGCCGCGCAUGUGCAUUCAGCCGAAUGGGAUGAACGGAGGAGGAUCGGAGGAGGAGAGCUCCCUGCCCAGCGCUGGAAAAAGGUAAGUUUUUACCCCUUUCCUCUCCCCAGAGCCGGGCAGGAGGGGGUCCUUGAUGGUGGGGGCACCCUCAGGGCACUAUAGUGCCAGGAAAACAAGUAUGUUUUCCUGGCACUAUAGUGGUCCUUUAAGGUUCAGUUUUCAUGCCUAGAGUAGUCUCCUAUUAAGGGUUGCCUUUGUCUUGUUUUCUUUUCUUGUGCUAAUUUGCAUGCAGGUUCAUGUUCAGUUUGCAUUUACAUUUCUAGCUUAAUUUGUGUUUUCAUUUUUGAUCCCAUGGGGACACUUCUGAUAAAACUAGUGCUGCGUAAUCUCUACUGAGAGUUCUAAUCUUUCUUUCUGAGAUAACUAUAGUGGUCAAUAUUGUAUAGCACACUAACACUCGAAAAUAAAAUGUACCCUAGACCAGUGUUCCCUAACCCAGUCCUCAUGGAUCACAACAGUCCAGGAUUUAUGUGUGUCCCUGUUUUAUUCCAAUGGAGAUACUGACAAAACCUGGACUGUUGGUGAUCCAUGUGGACUUAAUUGGGGAACACUGCCCUAGACCAGUGGCGGAUGCAGGGGGGGGGCAACGGGGCAAUUGCCCCCCCCCCGAGAAAUCCGCUGGUCUCCCUCUCCCUCCCCUGCCAGCACAUGCAGGUGCUAGCCCUGCAAUGUGCCUGCGGACCAGAAGGGAGAUCACAGAUCUCCCUCCCCGGUCCGCAGGCACUGUGCUGGCGGCCGGCGGCGGAGGGAGGGAGUGAAAGGGAGGACCCGGAGCUCAGUCUGCAGCUCCUCCGGGUCCUCCUCUCGUGAGAUUUGGAGCGUUGCCGCGGUUACCACGGCAACGCUCCAAAUCUCGCGAGAGUGAACUCUAGCCCGGGAGCGUGGGCUAGAGUUCACUCUCCACACUGGACCACCAGGGAAUCACCACUGGGACCACCAGGGAUCGAAAUAUGUCCCCCCUCCUCGCCAGUAAAGGUAAGAAGGGAGGGGGGACAUAGGAUAUUUAUUUAUUUUAAUUAAAUUUAAAAAAAUAUAUAUACAAUAAAAAAAAAAGCCACACACACAUACAUUGCCCCCAAUACUGCCCCCCCAAUACACACAAACUGCCCCCCCAUUCACACAAACUGCCCCCAUACACACAAACUGCCCCCAAUACACACAAACUGCCCCCAUACACACAAACUGCCCCCUAUACACACAAACUGCCCCGCCAUACACACAACUGCCCCCCAUUCACACAAACUGCCCCUAUACACACACAAACUGCCCCAUACACACAAACUGCCCCAAUACACACAAACUGCCCCACAUUCACACAAACUGCCCCUAUAAACACAAACUGUCCUUCCCAUUCACACAAACUGCCCCUAUACACACAAACUGCCCCCAUACACACAUACUGCCCCCAUACACACAUACUGCCCCCCCAUACACACACACUGCAACUGUUACACACACAUACUGUCCCACACAUACACUGCAUCCCUGACAUACACUGCCGCCCUCACUCACACACCACAACCUUCACACACACUCUGCACCCCUUACACAUUGCACCACUCACACACACCACUGGUCCUAUGCCCUACUACAGCCCCAUUUCCCAGCAGAUCUCAGGUAAGUUGUCAAACUGUUCUUAAACGGUUUGACUACUUACUGUGGGAGGGGGUCCCGGCACUAUUGACACCAUAACCACUACACUGAGCUGUAGUGGUUAUUGUGUCUGGAUUAUUUCUUUAAAUAAUCUACAAGUGCCCCUCCCGAGAUCAGGCUCUGGAUCCGCCACUGCCCUAGACCGUGGAUUUCAGAAACUGAUGUUCCCUAUAAACUUGUUUUUGAACUGUAAGGCAUCCAUUCCUGGGUUCCAGUGUUCAAUUCCUGAGUUGCUAUUAGCUUCAUGCACCUUAUCACUUAUUCAAACCACUAUGUUGUUAGGUUUCUUUUUUGCAGACCAAUCUAAGAAUUGUGUAUACUUGUUACAUGUAAUGGAGCACAGCACUCAGCUUGAGUGUUUCCCUCUUUGAGCGCUGGAUACCAGGGGUGGUUAUAGCUGUUAUAGCUGUCUCACCCAAACACUAGCCAAGACUCUGAGAUGGGUAAAUAAGAACUAUCAUUAUUGGGAACAAGGCACACUUUUAUACACAUGACCCCAUCAUGGGGACCAUGGUUAAGAAUAACGAAAGUACCAUCCUGGGAUCUCUGAGUCUGCGAGAUAAGUAUAUCAGUAACCACUAAGUUAGUUAUCGACCAGACAAGAGGGCGCCAUUACAAUAUAUCCCCCAAAACACAUAAAAAUAUAAAUAACCCCCAAAAGUAUUUGAUCCCCCGAUAGCUCUGAGGUCCGGUCACCGGCUGGGAUUGGAGUGCAUGCAGUGCCUGGUGUAGUGAAGGGGAAACCUCAAGGAGUGUGAGAACAACACUUAAGGGGGAAAAAAUGACUCUUCAUUGUGCAGUUCUGACACAUUACAAAACUGUAAAUUUUUGUAAUCAUAUACCAAUAGUAUAUGCUGUAAAACCUGCAAAAAACUAGGAUAGGGAUGGAGAUGUCACGGAGUAUAACUCUAACACGCAGAGUUUAGGAAAGCAAGGAACGGACUAAGGAAAUAUAAAUGUCUUACCGGGCCUUAGAGUGGCCAGACUUAACGUUAGACAGAGUAAAGCGUAAUCGAAAUACAAGCCGAGGUCAGGGUAACGGAGAGACAGUGAAAACGAGAACUAGCCAGAGUCAGGUACACGGUAAUAAUCAUAAGGGCAAAUAUGACAGGCAAGGGUUAAAGAGAAACUCAGAGUCAGGAAACAAAGCCAAGGUUAAUACCAAAAUGAAAACCUAUAUCACAAGGAACGCACUAAAGGGUACUGGGAACAGAAACCACAAUAGGGCACAGAAUCUAGGGCCAAGUAAGUUAAAUACGUUUAUGUUUAAUUUGAUUGGCCCAUGUCAUGCCUGCGUCCCAAAAUAUGUGUUAAUGGGGGCACCGGAAUGACGAGGACCAAUGGGAGCUGACCCUUUAGAACGUGCAAGCAGCGUUCACAAUACUGUGCGGGCUGCGCGCCCAAACAGGCUGUUCGCCGUGUGGCCUGCCAGGAGCCAGGAGUGUUCAAGUCGCAUGCGGCUCGAUCAGAGGACCCCUGCCGGUACAUGGACCUGGUAAGUAUCGUUACAGGAGAGUAUGCAAGCAACAGCACUGCUCAUUCACACAGAAUUUUCCCAUCAUCUGUAAUGACAGGUUCUUCAUAUUUAUCUAUUUCUAGCCUGCACCAUCAUCUGA
This is a messenger RNA of Pelobates cultripes (western spadefoot toad), 7597 nucleotides long. The record is from the annotation of a GenBank genome assembly. Lineage: Eukaryota; Metazoa; Chordata; Amphibia; Anura; Pelobatidae.